CAUUCGAAGCUGCUAAAGCUUCUUAUUAUGGUCUCAGUGAACAACAUGCUCUUGCUGCCAUCACCUCUGUUCCUGCUAGAGCAUUGGGAAUUGACCAUCGUGUUGGACGAAUUGAUGUCGGAUAUGAUGCUGACGUUUUGGUAUGGAAUAGACAUCCACUCGCCUUGGGCGCUUAUCCAUUGGAAGUUUAUAUUGAUGGGAUUCCUCAGUUUAACACUUCAUCGUCCGUCCUAAGCGGUCCAACAGAUGAGGCGUAUACGUCCUACAAUACGACGCGGCACUCUUCUGUGGAUACCGAAGAACGUAUCGUAUCUUCGGUAAUAAUCAAGAACAUUGGUAAAAUAUUCGUUGCCGAAGAAUCCAUCAUGGAAUCCACGCCUACUGGUUCACUCACAAUAACCGUUAGCGAAGGCCGCAUUAUGUGUAUUGGGCCAGAUUGUACUAUCACUAAUACGAUUGGAUAUGACGUGGUUGAUUUGAAGGGUGGAUACGUAUUGCCAGGCAUCAUUGCCGCUGGAUCUAAUCUUGGAUUGUCAGAAAUAGAACAGGAACAAAUAACGCAAGAUGGGUAUGUCAAUUCAGUUAAGAGUCCCGAUCACCCAGAAAGAAUAAUUCGCGCAGUCGACGGACUAAAACUCGGUGGAAAGCAUCUUGAGCAAGCAUACAAAGGGGGCGUGCUUACUGUUAUUAGCCCUCCGAUGGCCCAAAAAGGCGUACUUGUUGGUGUGUCCGCCGCAUUUAAGAGUGCCGGCAAUAGUGUCAUUGAUGACGAGAAUGAAGUUAUUGCCAAAGCAGAAGUCGCACUACAUGCACAAAUUGGUACCCCAUACAAAGACGAAUCGAUCACAACGGUAUCCGGUCAAAUAGCAUUCUUGCGCAAAGCCCUUCUCGAUAAUCUCCAGUUGAAAGGGUCGCCAAAUUUCUACGCGCUCGCCGCAAAAGGCGACAUACCAUUCGCAGUCUAUACGCACAGCAAAGAUGAAAUUGCAUCUCUAAUUCGUCUAAAGGAUGAAAUAGAUGGGGCAGGUGGCAAACUUCGACUAGUUAUCGUCGGAGGAGCAGAAUCUUAUAUCCUGGCAUCUCAUUUGGCCAAACGGAAGAUACCGGUGGUCGUCACCCCGGCUAGACCUGUACCCGAACUGUGGACUGCUCAGAACGUACUCACUGGACCUCCCAUUAGUAACAAGACACACAUUGAGAUAUUGCACGAGCAUAAAGUUUUGGUAGGUAUUGGUGUAUCAGAUCCCAGUUUCGCAAGAAAUUUGGUAUGGGAUGCUGGUUGGGUGUGCAAAAAUUCGAAAAACAAUGCAAUUUCGGAAAAGGACGCAAUUGGCUUUAUUUCCUGGAACUUGGAGCAGAUAUUUGGGAUCGAUAAGCAUGUCGAGGGCAAGGGCAGAAAUAAGGGAUUUUCGGUAGGCGCAAUUGCGGAUUUCGUCGCGUAUGAUGGUAGUCCGUUCGACAUGGGAAGUCGGGUUAAGGUGGUUGCUGGUGGUGGAAAGAGGCAAAUUAUUAUUGAUCCUAAACAAGGCUAA
Messenger RNA from Paraglomus brasilianum, 1532 nucleotides. Lineage: Eukaryota; Fungi; Glomeromycota; Glomeromycetes; Paraglomerales; Paraglomeraceae. The record is from the annotation of a GenBank genome assembly.